GGGAAGGGCGAUGGCGGUGUUCAGGUAAGUGCGCCAGUGUGUGAAGGCGACGCACAGAGGAGUCACUGUGCGUAGAGUUGGAGAGAAUACAGCAGGAGAGCAGCUGCCACGUUCGUUAGUCGACAAAGAACGACUUGAAAAAAAGUACCAGGGCGCGAGAACUGUUGAUAAUUGAAUGCAAGAGUGACGAUUGUUCCUCUAAACUUGAUAGCUCCGAGAAUACAACGAAACCUGAUCGUUACUUCUGUUUUUGGGAAGUUAAAGCGGAGCAUCUCCACCGUCAUGUUCAGUUGGGUGAAUAAGGAACAAGGAGGGAGAAACAAGGAGGGCGAGAUGUAUCAAACAGUAACGGAGGGACUUCAAGCUCUUUAUUCAAAGAAAUUAUUACCAUUGGAGGAAACGUACCUUUUUCAUGAUUUCCACUCUCCGGCUUUGGAGGCAGCAGAUUUCCAGAGCAAGCCUAUGGUCCUCCUUGUCGGCCAGUACUCCACUGGGAAAACAACGUUCAUCAGAUACCUGCUGGAGCAGGAUUUUCCAGGGAUGCGGAUCGGACCAGAGCCCACCACCGAUGGAUUCAUCGCCGUCAUGCACGGGGACACCGAGGGCGUCGUCCCUGGAAACGCCCUGGUCGUCGACCCCAAGAAACCCUUCCGUAAACUCAAUGCCUUUGGAAACUCCUUCCUCAACAGGUUUAUUUGUUCCCAGAUGCCUAACCAAGUGCUACAGAGUAUCAGCAUCAUCGACACUCCGGGCAUCCUGUCUGGAGAGAAGCAACGCAUCAGCAGAGGCUACGACUUCUCCGAGGUUCUGCGCUGGUUCGGCGAGCGCGUGGACCGCAUCAUCCUCCUGUUCGACGCCCACAAGCUGGACAUCUCCGACGAGUUCUCUGAGGCCAUCAAGGCGUUCCGCGGGCAGGAUGACAAGAUCCGCGUGGUCCUCAACAAGGCCGACCAGGUGGACUCCCAGCAGCUGAUGCGUGUCUACGGCGCCCUCAUGUGGUCGCUGGGCAAGGUGAUCAACACGCCGGAGGUGGCCCGGGUCUACCUGGGAUCUUUCUGGGCCAAGCCGCUCCAGAACUCCGAAAACCGCCGUCUGUUCGAGGCGGAGACCCAAGACCUGUUCCGAGACAUCCAGAGUUUGCCGAGGAACGCCGCCUUGCGCAAGCUCAACGACCUCAUAAAGCGAGCCCGCCUUGCUAAGGUGCAUGCCUACAUCAUCAGCUACCUGAAGAAGGAGAUGCCGUCUCUGUUUGGGAAGGAGAAGAAGAAGGAGGAACUGAUCAUGAGGCUCCCAGAGAUCUACACACUGCUGCAGAGAGAGCACCACAUCUCCCCUGGAGACUUCCCCAACGUUGGCAAGAUGCAGGAGCAGCUCCAGCACUACGACUUCAGCAAGUUCCCCUCCCUCAAGAUCAAACUGAUCGAGUCCGUCGACAGAAUGCUGGCCAACAAGAUUUCAGGCCUGAUGACCAUGAUCCGUGACGAGGAGAGCAAGGCUCCGCCCCCGAUGGUGUCGGGCGGGGCGUUCGAGGACACGCAGGACGGCCCGUUCGGCCACGGCUACGGUGAGGGCAUCAGCGCCGGCGCCGACACCGAGGACUGGAUCGUGAGCCGGGAUAAACACAAGUACGACGAGAUCUUCUACAUGCUCAUGCCCGUCAACGGGAAGAUCGCAGGCGUCAACGCCAAGAAGGAGAUGAUGAACUCGCACCUGCCCAACACGGUUCUGGGAAAGAUCUGGAAGCUGGCGGACUGCGACAAGGACGGGAUGCUGGACGAUGAGGAGUUUGCCCUGGCACAGCACCUCAUCAAGGUGAAGCUGGAGGGGUACGAGCUGCCAGCAGAGCUGCCAUUACACCUGGUGCCCCCUUCACACCGCAAGAACCCCACAGCAGACACCCUCUACAACCACGAGGAGGAUUAGUCAACACGCUGAUUCACCUUCUUAUUAACAAACUCAUGUCCGGAGAGUGCACAGGUUUGGUUAGAAUGUCAUUCAUGUGUUGGGAUUUAAGAAUAAGAGCAGGAUUUUCACAAUAAAAGCCUUCCCUUAAUUGACUCCCUGAUGAGGAGUACACACCCAACUAACUGCCACAUACACAUGCAGUGACUGUGAACAUGGAACCAAAGCCUUACUUUGUUACUGAUUGUCUUUGCUCACUUUUUGACAUUUACUGCAUCCAGAGAUUAGUUUAACAUAUCUAGGAUUCAAACGUCAAUGUCAAAGUGGAUUUAUGUUUUUAAUUGUCUUGUAUGUGUAAUCAACUGUCAGAAAAUCAGUUCCAAAGAAAUCGCUCCCCAACACGUAUGUUUAUUUAACAUCCCUCGAGUAACUUCCUGUCUAACACUCAGAAACAGGAAGUUGGUGUGAUGGACUGUUGCAGGGUUAGAGAGCAUGUCCUCCUGUUUUAACAGCAGACAACAGAGGAACAGGCUAUUAACUACCUGAACAUAGAGUACACCCAGAGAGAAAAUACAUUCUGUCUCUCUUCACAUCACUUUACUGCUAUCACUGUAAAAUAUUUCUGUAGGCCUUCAUCCAAAUUGUGCAUUGUUUUUAAGUAACAAAUGAACAUUAUUAUAUCUAAACUUAUGAUGGGAGUUAUAUCCUUGAGGACACAAGUCACACACAAAGCUUGCCUUAAAGCCAUGUGCCUAAGCAGAAAUGUCAGGUCUGUUUUUCAGUAGGCCAGAUAUGCCUGUAGCAGAUUUGGAUGAAGAUGAAGCAAUUAAUUAUGAGAAUAUUAAAAUAAUUUUAUUUUUGGAACAUGUUACAUUUAAUAUUCCUAGAGGCAGACAAAUGACCAUUGGUUACCCGGUAACAUUAUUGUGUCUGUUUAUUUGUGCAUCUGUGUCCAUGAUUUCAAUGUCUAUCAAUGAUUCAAGAGUCCAUGUUCGUGAUUUUGAACGUGAUCGUAAUUAAAACCAGUAAAUGUGUGAAGGGCCUUUCUGCACCUGACCCUAACAUCUAACCUCUCCUCGUCUGAAGAUCUAAGUAUAGGAUCACAUUAACUUGUGUACUGAUAGGAACUAACUGUAUUUUGAAUAGGAUUAGAGUUUUCUUGGCUCAGUGUCUAUGAUCUCCCCAACCCCUUGAUUGGGCGUUAGCUCAAUUACUCUGAGGUAGGAUCCUGACAGCAUGUUAGCAUGCUAUACUGCAUAGCAUGUCAGCAUGCUAUACUGCACAGCAUGUUAGCAUGCUAUACUGCAUAGCAGCAUAGCAUAGACUGAUAGUUCACUGCCUGCCAGUAUCCUGGCAAAAUAAACGGAUGCUGGUGGUUCUGGUUGCAUCACUUCCAGGCUGUCACGGGUGUGGAGAAACCUCCACAAGAGUUGUGUAAUGUCUUCAUCUCCAUGACAGAAGGGGUGGAGGGGGAAGUCAGAUGAACUUGCACUCAAACCAGAUCUUUCUCUAUCCGAGAACUGCUCUCUCUAUCUGAGAACAGCUGCUCCUUUGUUAAAAGAUCAUCAGUUUGACUGAUAAGUGUAAUAUUAAAGGCUUAUUUCUAUGGUUUGGCAGUUGGAGGUAGUAGUGAUAUGGCGCAUUUUGGUCUUUGAUAUGAUGUUUUGAACUGUCCAGGCUAAACUGAUCCUCUCAGAUAUUUUCCAGUGCCCCUGGAAUACGGCUUGAUACAUGGUAAUUCAUGGAUCUCAGUCCUUUAUCUUGUACAGCUUCAACAUUGUAAUAUUUUACCCUUGUAAAUUGCUGUUUGUGAAUACUGAUUAAACAAUCUCACUGUA
Molecule: messenger RNA, 3740 nt
Organism: Osmerus eperlanus (European smelt)
Lineage: Eukaryota; Metazoa; Chordata; Actinopteri; Osmeriformes; Osmeridae
Gene: ehd4
Product: EH-domain containing 4
Exons: 6
Coding region: 283-1923 (546 amino acids)
Biological process (GO): endocytosis; endosomal transport
Cellular component (GO): plasma membrane; cytoplasm
Molecular function (GO): calcium ion binding; GTP binding; protein binding
Source: RefSeq, a predicted model, not a curated record